AUGACUCGCCAUCAGGAACUGUUUACUCCCUCCUCUUGGGAAAGGCAUACUUGCAGCUCUUUGAACGGUUUGCACAUCAGUCGGACUAAUACCAGAAAGAAGCAGUUGCGACACUCAGAUGAAGAAUACAGUACUCUCCAAAUAAAGCUUCAUCCUUUCGAUGGACCAUUUUCAUAUGGAACCUUUCACAACGAUGAAGAAUUCCCUGUUAAUAUGCGAAACACUAUCUGCACAUCCAUCCCAUCUUUUGAGCUUACACGAUCUCCAGCACUCGUAUCUCGCAAAAGGCGAGCUCUGAGAAUACUGAAGAGCAGCUUGAAUGUUGACCUCGGACCUAGUCAUGCACUAGAAGUCACUUGUGACCAGUAUGAGAAGACAUUCCGAUAUGAGUUCGAACUCCUAGAAAGGCUAUUGAGACAGACAUGGGCCGUUCAUAUAUCAAACGGCGACCUGGGAGUGCGCAUCAACUCAUCAAUCUUCUCCCGGUUACAAGCUGCACUACAACGGCGAAAGCGGGAAGCCAGCCGUUCACUUGUUAUACACAAGAUAGAUCUUAAUUGUCCUACUUGGGGCCAGGAUAUCCACCUUUUUAUGACAGAGAAUGACUUUGAAUUGUAUGCCCUUUGUUAUCGGGCAUCUGUUGAGCAUUUCCUGGCAGAAAUGGUUAAUCAGCAUGAUUGGGAAACCGGCAAGCCUUGGCCCACACUUGAUGAAUGGAGAGAGCAUGGCCAAAAGCUGAUGCACUCAAUGCAGACAAUAGCAGAUAAAUCAGAACAGCGAAAUUACUCAGCCAUUGGAUAUCACCCUCGAAGCAAAGCAAGCGAAUCCUUAUUCUCACUCAAGCCUAGCCCUGUUCUACCAUCAGUGAAGACAUCGGAAGUGGGAUUCCUGGAUGGUCCUUGCGAUAUAUCCAUGAAGGGCGAGACCGAAGAACUGCGAAGAGAUGAUGGUCACCCAGGAAAUGUACAUGAUAUGAAUAUGACUCUCUUGCCUAUGAAACCUCAGCCACAGGAAGGUCUUGCUAACAGACCUCUUGAAAUAUCCCUCAUGACUUCGACACCUCCUCCCAUGCUGAAGGUCCCUUCUGCCAUUGGUCUGAAGCCGUCGAAAGGGAGAGUGAAUCAGUGUAUAUUUCCAGAAGGAAUUGCGGCUCAGGCACAGAAGAGUGAGACGGAAGCUACAAAGGAUGAUAACCAUACCAUACUGAAAAUAUCGACACCUACGGGUCAAACUGCGAACUCCCGUUCAACUAUGAACCGUAUCGAUGAGCCAGGAGACGUUUCAUUCAAGGACAUAAUGAGGGACGAAGGACGGCCUCAAUCCCAGCAUAAUCAUGAAUAUGCCAACAUUCCUGAGCUCGGCAAUGAGACUUCCAAUCGUCAUAAUACUAGCAACUGUAAUCUGGAGGAUGUGCCUUCCUCUCUGAGAUAUACAGGAUGA
Messenger RNA from Desarmillaria tabescens, 1440 nucleotides. RefSeq lists its product as uncharacterized. The transcript is spliced from 2 exons. Lineage: Eukaryota; Fungi; Basidiomycota; Agaricomycetes; Agaricales; Physalacriaceae. Bases 1 to 1440 code for a protein of 479 amino acids. The record is from RefSeq and is a predicted model, not a curated record.